This is a messenger RNA of Rhipicephalus sanguineus (brown dog tick), 10149 nucleotides long. Its product is annotated as retinoic acid receptor RXR-alpha-B. Gene Ontology annotation, cellular component: nucleus; activator ecdysone receptor complex. NCBI's taxonomy places the organism in Eukaryota, Metazoa, Arthropoda, Arachnida, Ixodida, Ixodidae. Gene Ontology annotation, molecular function: nuclear steroid receptor activity; nuclear receptor activity; RNA polymerase II cis-regulatory region sequence-specific DNA binding. Bases 417 to 1724 code for a protein of 435 amino acids. Gene Ontology annotation, biological process: cell differentiation; cellular response to ecdysone; anatomical structure development. The transcript is spliced from 4 exons. The record is from RefSeq and is a predicted model, not a curated record.
CGUUGCUGCCGCGCGUAUUCACGGUCGAGGAGUCAAAGACGCGCGGUGUUCACUCCUGGGCCGCCGUUGCGUUCGUCACCUUUGGCGUGCCUCCCACGGGGGAGAGAGUCCGGACAGCUGCGCAGCGAGAGUCGGCUGUACUACCUGUACACGGUCGCCACUCAAGGACAACCGACUGGUCCCAAGGUGCGUCACUGCGCUUCCCCGGUGCCUGCGGCAGACUGCCACUCAUCGGCGACCAGUGAUCGCACAACUCUCGUGGUUGACUCGCGGUUGUGAUCUCGUGAACCCCGGUCUCAAGGUCAAACCCGAGCAUCGUCGACGUGUGCUCGCAGCCAAGGCCGCCUCGUGGCGCCUCCCCAGCUUAGAUCGCGGUGCAGCAGCCGGUUCUCGUGUGCGCACCUGUUGCCGUCGGCAUGUACAAGAAGGAGCGGCCGAAGCUUUCUGUAACUGCUCUGUUGUACGGCUCUGCGGGGCCUGCGGCCUCGUGGCCGACGCGACCGCUGCAGCCCCCUGAUGUGUCUCCCCCGGGCAUUCGCGCAGCGCCGGGCUUGAACGGCGGGCCCUCCAACGGAGUCUCGAGCAGCCUUCCGCCGCAGCCGUCUUUCCUGCUGAGCGGCUACGGCGCACCCUCGGCUAGUCGAUCACCGUUGGACGGUCGUCAGCUGAACAACGGGCCGCCGGCCGCUCCGCAGCAGCAGCAAGCAGCCACGCGUUAUCCUCCCAACCACCCGCUGAGCGGCUCCAAGCAUCUCUGCUCCAUUUGUGGAGAUCGGGCCUCGGGAAAGCACUAUGGCGUGUACAGCUGUGAGGGGUGCAAGGGCUUUUUCAAGCGCACGGUGCGGAAAGACCUGACAUAUGCUUGCCGAGAGGAGCGCAAUUGUGUCAUCGACAAGCGGCAGCGCAACCGGUGUCAGUACUGUCGCUACCAGAAGUGCCUCUCCUGUGGCAUGAAGCGGGAAGCAGUGCAAGAGGAACGACAGCGCACAAAGGACCGUGCCGACAGUGAAGUGGAGAGCACGAGUGGCGGCGCACCCCCCGAGAUGCCCUUGGAACGUAUACUGGAGGCGGAGCUGAGAGUUGAGCCACACACUGGCACUCUCUCCGAGAAUGCCCAACAGCAGGACCCUGUGAGCAGCAUUUGCCAAGCAGCCGACCGACAGCUGCAUCAGUUGGUCCAGUGGGCCAAGCACAUUCCACAUUUUGAGGAGCUUCCCAUCGAGGACCGCAUGGUGCUGCUUAAGGCCGGUUGGAAUGAGCUGCUCAUUGCUGCCUUUUCACACCGCUCCAUAGAUGUGCGUGACGGCAUUGUGCUGGCAACAGGCCUUGUGGUACAGCGGCAUAGUGCUCACAGUGCUGGCGUUGGUGCCAUCUUCGACCGGGUUCUUACUGAAUUGGUAGCCAAGAUGCGCGAGAUGAAGAUGGACCGCACCGAGCUUGGCUGUCUGCGUGCUGUGGUCCUUUUCAAUCCUGAGGCGAAGGGUCUACGCAGCACUACCCAAGUGGAGGCUCUAAGGGAGAAGGUAUACGCUGCCCUGGAAGACCACUGUCGACAACAGUACCCCGACCAACCAGGGCGCUUUGCCAAGCUGCUUUUGCGGCUUCCAGCCCUGCGCAGCAUCGGCCUGAAGUGCCUCGAGCACCUCUUUUUCUUCAAGCUCAUUGGAGACACUCCAAUCGACAAUUUCCUCAUAACUAUGCUGGAGACCCCAUCUGAUGCGUGAGGAACUGUGCUGCGUAGACUCGCUGAGAAAAGGGUACGCCCAUGCAACUUAUUUGUUUAAUGUUCGUCCAGUUACCUCAGGGCGAGAUCAGGGCUCUGGCUUCACAACCCUGUGUCUCAAGUGUGAGGGGAAAGAAGCUCUGUGAUGCCAUUUUCUUUUUUAGCAUGUUGACUAUUGGCCUGCAAAAAGAAAGCUCCCCAUCACUUCUCUGCAUAUUAGAGGUAACAGUAAUGUGAUAUGUUGUCUAAUGGGGCUUGUUUUAGGAAUGGAAGAUCUUUAAAAUGUAAAAAACAAAAAUUACAUACUUGUCAUAAAGCUGUCACUCUUUCAGAUCCACUUAUAAUGUAUAGGUUUUAACAUUCACAGGGUAUUAAUUUCAAAAAUAGUUUUCUUUGGGGGGGGGGGGGCAUAUUCUUAGUUGGCAUGUUGCUAAACAUACUUUUAUAAGAGUAGUUUGAGCAUGUUGGUAGUAGUGAUACAUUUAAAUCAAGUAGUACAGGAUUAGGGACAGGAGAAUAAGAGUACGCACUAAAAGUGUUUGCUUACAGCUGUUCUUAUUCUUUUGAUGUGAUUUUAUACAGAACCGAUGUGCAAGCUUGACUCUUUUGUGGACAGUGCAGUUGAGCGUUUAAAACGUGCACUGUUAGUCAGGCCUUGCUACAUUUUUAGUUUUAUUAAUCAUCAGCAAUAGUUGUAUGCACUUCACCCUUACGAUGGCCGAUUUAUUCAUGGGUCUGUGCUACAUGUCAGAAAAUGUGGCAUUGUUUUUGGAUCUUGUUUCACUGCUCUCUCAUGCUAUUUGUUUUGUUUUUGUUUUUUUAAUUCAACCAGAACAUUGUGCAUCACAAGUCAGCACAAACGUCAUUGUUUUCCAUUGUUGAGAACUUUCAAAGGUUACCAUUUCCAUAGGUUCUUUUUUUUCUUAGUGCAGAUUGCAAAAAACAUUGUUAGCACCCUUUUUUCUUGCGCAUGCUGUUAGUGUAUGUUUGGCACAGUGUUGGUUGUGCAGGCAUUUGUGCAAAUAAUUGCCUUGGAAAGCACUGCAGCAAAAGUGGUAAAUAGUAGUGAACCUCUCUACACACUCAGUGCAGUGCCUGAAAGUGUCAACCAUUUGACAAAUCUGGGUAAUACCUUGCAAUGCCGUUGAAGCAGAAAAGGUAGCAAGCCUGAGUGGCCAUUAUGUGUGUGUGUGCUUUUUCUCUCUCACCUAAAGGUCUGGGUUAUUUUGGGCUAACUUACCCAAGUGAUUACCAGAGGCAAAUGUCUCUUUUACACAGACAUUGUAUUUAGGCAAUCUCACAUAAUCCUUCAAUGACAAAAAGUGCUGCUCGCAAUAGAUGCAGCGAAAUUAUCUAUAUACUAAGUCCAGCAGACAGACAUUAUUUACGUACACACAAAAACAAGAAUAGCUUUUCGAAACAUUCUCAAUAAUUAUAAUUUAUGGGGUCUUUGAGUGCCAAAGCCACGAUAUGAUUAUGAGGCACACUGUAGUAGAGGGUUGCACAAAUUUCGACCACCUGGGGUUCUAUAACACGCACCUAAGUUUAAUACGCAGGCCUCUAGCACUUCGCCUCCAUCGAAAUGCGACUGCCGCAGCCAGUAUCAGACCCAUUUCCUUCGGGUCAGCCGAGCACCAUAACCACCGUACCACCACGGUAACUUGGAAACAUUCUUGGUGGUCUCGUAUUUACCCUGUUCUACCUACAGUCUGUAGAUUCUAACUUUUUCUUUUGAAUGCAACAAACAUAAUAAAAUUUUAUUAUGUGGUUGCCAAGAAAUAUUUCUUUUGUCCCAUGUAUAUAUAAGAGCUCCCUAGCCAAAGCUUCUUUAAUCCAAGACUUGUAGCAGCAAUGCACUCAUCAGAAAAUACUUAAGAAUUUUCAAACAACUGCUUGUUUUUGGCACACAUCCGCGUUUAAUUUCUGGUCGGGCAUUUCUGGUUGCUAUGAUGCACAUCUGUCACCUCCAAUGCACAAGCAUUGACUAUGAGAUUUUCACAUGAAAAACGGAAGCAAGGACAUUUAUGUUCAAAGUGCUCGCACUGCUCUUGGCGAUCCUUGAGGCCACAAGGCCACCUGUUGACUCCUUUUUGGGUAACCAGGUGGCAGGACGCACAGCCCACUCUGUAAUACAAGUCCCUUACGUAAUGAAAACCAGCAGUUUUCAAUCGACGGUUCUAAUGAAAACUGCUGGUUUUCAUUACCGUUGUGUCAAACAAACAAACGAGCCCUCAAAAUUCUCUUCCUUGAGUCCCUUGUGUAGGCUUUCUAGCCGCUGGUGUUGUGCACACAGUUUUUUUUUUUUUUGUUGCUGUUGUUGUUGUUCCUCGGGCACGCAUUUCAAAGAGAUCAGUCGGAGCGGUGAGUGGUCUAUUGAAAGUGGUGGGUGGUAAAGCAGAGUGCUGGGUGGCAUUUCCACUGCCGCCCACUGUGUAGAGAACCCUGGCCGAUACUAACAUUGGCUGGCUAGUGCCUACACUGCACUUGCCAGCCUAUGACCUCCUCCAAGGUGCUUCUGCCUAAAGUGAUGCUCUGGUGCACGAUAUAAAAUUUGUGUUUGUAAACAGUCGGCAUGUAAUAAUUUAAGCCAUUUGACCAUAAGCACAUGCAGCAGUUUCAAUUGUCUGCUUGAGUUUUUCUUUGCGACAGCAGUAAAGCUUCAUUAUAUUUAAAUUGCACAUCAUAGAUUGUUACAGAGAGGCUAAAAAGACAUGGUGUUCUAUCGGCUUAAGGUUACCAACUGUUUAAUACAUUUGAAAUAGAAAAUUUUGUUCUGUUGAAGACUGUCGCUAUGAGGAUUAACUAUGUUAUCAUGAGCAUUUUGAGCUUUCUGUGUCCAUGCUAUAGUCGUAUAAAACUUGAGAAGUCGGGAGAGGCCCCACCCAAGCAAUUGAAGCACGGCAUCUGAUUGCCUCUGUGACUAAAGAAAUAGUCCUCUGCAUGUGCUCGGCAAUGUUCCCCAAAGGCCUUCGGAGAACAUUGCCAAGUGCAUGCUGUUGUAUCCGACUAUAGGAUCACUGGCCGUCUGGCUCAUGGUGUCAGUCAGGAAUGUGCGCCCAUUGGUUCAGGCUUGUGUGCAUCUGCAUUUGUGGAGGAAAUCCCGCAGUUGUGACAUUGCUAACACUAUCACCGCCCUUUACUUCCCAGCUGCCAGUGCUACAUCUUUUUGCACAAAAUGCAUUACAUGUGCAGAAAUUUCAUCACAUGGAUGUGAAAUUUUCUCUUUCUUGUGGCUUAAGCAAGUUUUACAAGCAAGAAGCACCAGUGCUGCACUACAUAACAAAACUAUUCAAAUAUGAGUGUACACAGCUGCACAGAGCUGAAAAAAUGUUUUACCAUCCGAUAUUGUGUCACUAUAAUGGUUCUUUAGGACAGCUGGCAGCUGGGAUUUGGAGUGAAAUAUAAGAAAUGCGCUUCAAAGGGUAGGCCUUUAAAAACAUGUCUCCCUUUUUGAUAAGCAAGCACAUCCUAAUGAAAUUUUGGCUGACACUGAUCUUGUGUUAUAGAGAUUUUAUUUAUUAAAAAAUAAAUGCAAAGGCAUUUAAGUUGAAAUGAGGCAUUCAGCGAACUUACUUAAACAUAAAUCAGCCUUUACUCUCUUUUUUUUUUAUGACAUCAGUUGCCCUUAUUUUAUAGGUGUGUGUUAUGUUAUACAAACCUAGCUUUUAUUGGGGCAGACUGUGACAAAUUUUUGUCAAGCAUGCUGGUUCUCUUUUCUCAUGGCCAUCCCAGGUUGACUGGAUGCAGGUAAAUAAGUACUGCAGUUGCUUGAUGGAACUGUUUACCAUAACUUAUGAAUGAUAUGGGUGUUGGGAAUCUCAGUAAUAUCGCUUGCCCUCCUUAAAUAGAUCCUUCUGGUAAUUGUAAAGCUAUGUUUUCUGCAAUACAGUUUGCCCCACAAGCACAAUUUGCUCGUAUACUCUUGCAUGGAAGAUGUCUCUUGUGAUUGAACCGUGCGCAAGAGAGGAACCCCAGCAUGUGCAGCAAGCAGUUCUAUUUUUAUUCAAACGAUGACCAGUGGUGCCAUUGCCGUAUUUACUCGAACCUAGGCCGGCCCCGAUUCUAAGGCGACCCCCGAAAUUCGCAAGGCCAGAAAAAAAAAAACUUAAUCAUUGUACUCGAAUCUAAGCCGACCCCCCCCCCCCUCCCAUUUUCGCACAUCGUCUUUUCGAAAAAACAUCGGCUUAGAUUCGAGUAAAUACGGUAGUUAGGCAAAUGUGUGUUGCUGAGAAGCACACAUGCUAAUUACGAAAGGACUGUUUACAUGCUGAAUGUGAGUGCGCAAGGUUUGAUUCACAGUAGUCGGCUGACACUCUCCACAAAAAUAAUAACUGGCCUCCCCCCCCCCCUUUUUUUUUCACUCAGUACAAUGCAGAGGAAGAAACUACAUGUGUGUUUAUGGCAUACUAGGCAUUACUUUAUUUGCUGUCUUACUUUGAUCAAAUAGAUCUAAGAAGAAGCAAUGGCACUUUAUCAAUUGGUCAAGUUUGGUGGCUGUGCACUUUCCAUAUGUGCAGUUUUCUCUCUUUGUAUAAUUAAAAAUUGUGCAAAGGCCAUACAUGUUUUCAAAACUAGCUAUCGUUAUGAAAAAUCUGCAAAAUAGGAACGCUGUAUAUUGGGGCGUCAUUCGCAAUGGCUUUUGUUAUUGAUGCAGCAAAAAUUGUCCUGGUUUUAUGCUAUCAUAACUUCAGUGCGUUAAAUCUAUGACUCGCUGCCUUUUAGUAGCUCCAGAGGUCAUAUUCUGUAUGAACAGAAUUUCACCCUUUGAACAUGUCAGUUAUUUUUUCUUUUAUGUUAAUAACAGCAAAAAAAAAUGGAACAUACAAGAAGAAGCUUACAAGACAAGCGCUCGUCCUUUAAGCUUCUUUUCCUUUGUCACUUUUUUUUUUUGCUGGUAUUAUGAUUGUGUACCAACUCAAUGUUCUACAGUUCAUUUUUUUUUAUGUAUAUGUUAUUCAUGGUGGGUUAUGUCUCCCAUGGAAUUGCUAGUUACAUGUAGUGUAUAUGGCAGCUCUCAGUGCACUGCUUGCACUUACCGUGGUAGUGUUUGCUUCUGUACCUGGCUGUGAGAAAAGAAAGCACAUAAGUGUUGAAGGGGUCCUGAACCACUUUUCCAAGUAAUCAUCGAAUGACCUCAGUAUCGGAGUUUAUUGUCUCAUGAAUCAAUUACCAUAAAAAUAUUUCGAAUUCUUCACAAAUGAGCAGAGUUACAAACAUUUGUUGCGUGCCUUUAGUGCUUUCUCUCUUCUUUUGUCCCAACAAGUGCAAUAGAAGCUAGACAGAGGGGGAUGACAAAGGAGCAAGAACCUACAUCAGCGCAUGUCAUGAACUUGAACAUGCGUAAUGAAACACGUUCACUCACUCCCUGUGUGAUUCCAGUGUGCACUAGUGUCGCUAUUUUGUAAUUUAGCACACUAUAGAAUGUGGUGCCAGCAUCUAGUGGCACCCCAUGGCAAGAAGCUCAUCUGAUCCAAACACCGCUCUUGAUUUAUGUCAGCUAUCGGCCAAUAGCAGCAGUCUGCUAACCGACAAAGUAUAGCAGACUCCGGCAGCUUCGAAGAGAGUUAGGACAGGCCUCUGUACAAAGAGAGGCCGCUUGAGAAAAUGGCAACUUAGUGCUCCGCUUGUAAACUUUGUGCUGCAGACAACUAAAAAAUUUGGCUGAGUUGUUUAUAGUAGUGUUUGCUGUUCGUAGAAGCUCAAGGGAUGGUUCAGGACCCCUUAAAAGGGGCAUUUACACUUUAGCGUGUGUCAUGUUCGCCAGCCUUCAUGAAGCAACUCUCCUAUAGGCACAACUGUCUCUGCACAAUGUUUGUUUUAGUUAUGUAUGUUAACCGGUGAAGUAGACAUGUUAAGGCACAAUAGUUGGUGUAUUUUUAAUAGUAGUAUUUUUGUUUUUUGUUGUUGCUUGUAUAGCAUUUACUACCGGUGUAACAGUCAGAAGUGAGUGGAAAAUAGUUCUAUGUGAAUCCUGCACUGCUACAUUAUUCUGCAUUGUAGAGCAGUGACUUUUGUUGGUGGAUUUCCAGUGCACGCAUGACAGUCAAGUACGGGCAGCUUCAGAUGAUUCGUCACAGCUGGAACUGUCUUGUAGACAAUGUACUGUGUUGUUAAAAUGCAAGGAUGUAGCCAGCUGAAAUUGCUCUUAUUUCACUGGCUCUUGCUUGUGUUUCUGUGUUGUUAUUCAUAUGAAUUUCUGGAACUGUGAUCUGCAGGCAUCAUUGACAGUAAUGUAGAGAUAUAUCAGUGUGCAAGACUGCUCUUGUAGAUGCAAGUACCUCUGUGCAACUAUAAAGUGUGGUGGUGUAGAAAAGUUGUAGUUUUUGAGCACCUACUACUUGCUUCUCAUCUGUCAGGGCUAAUUUCUACAUUAUGUCCCUCUAGACCAGGGGUCGGCAACCUUUUGAGGUGGAGGGCCGAGUUGCAUGAAGCCGACACUGCGGGCGCCGCAUGGCAAAGUGAGGGGGGGGGGGGGCGGGGCAGUGCUACACAGUCAAAGAGAAAUAAUUCAGUGAAUUGACAAAAAUGAAAGGCUACUGGAAUAAAAAUAUAGAAAUCAUGUGUAUUUUCAGCCCGCAUGUCACAAAGUUCCAAUUUACAACCACAAGUUACAGGCGUUAACCCCAAUGGAGGUCGAAACUGCUAUGUUGGCCUUCAGAUAAGAAAUGACAAAGGGAGGGGGAGGGGUUCUGGCGUCGUGCCAGAGGCCGCAUAAUACCGUCCCGUGGGCCGCAGGUUGCUGACCCAUGCUCUAGACGAUGUGGUCUGGGCAAUUUAUUUGUAAAGGUAUAGCUAUGUGUGGUAAGUUGGAUAUAUGCAUUGCUUGAAGCAGAGAAUCUCAUUGCUUGUCUUGUGGAGUUCGGCUGAUGCUUUCCUUCCAUAUGUGGCAUGCAUUACUGUGUGUAAGGACGCUUCUUCACUGAUGGUAACAUUCAUUUUAUACAGCCCUUUGACACGUCAGUGUGUGAACAUUUCCUUUUAUUCAUAAACCAGUGAUUCUCAUCUUAUACAUAGACCAUGUCAUUCAUGUGGUGCACAGCACUUGAGUGCUGUCAGCUUUUAUUCUUGCCACAACUAAACUUUACAUACUUGCUCUCAGAGACCCAAGGCGGCAAACUGAACUAACAUAACUCCCUCCCCUGCGUGCCACAACCCCCCAGUGCACCACGUUGCUGUUGCUUCACUUAUUUACCACCCCUCCCCCCUUCUUUCAAAAGUGUUUUGCUUCUCUCUGGCAUGCUGCUGCUUGAUUUUCUUUCUCUCUGUCACUGUUAUACUUUUUAGAUUUUUGUCGCUCUCCUUGAGUCCAAAGAGCACGGAAAAGCACAAAAUUGCACAACUACCACAACAUAUUGGCUUCUUUCAUGUGUAACCAACCCCUUCUUACUUUAGGCAAGCUUCUGCUGAUACUUCCCUCUAAGCGCUACUAACCAAGUGAACUCCACAACAGAAAAAGGCAGAGUAGGUGGCAAAGAGAGCUGCACUUCAAAAAAAAAAAGAAGAUUCAGUGAGAGAUCUUUGUUGGUAUGCUUAAUUCUAUGUCUAUGGUUAAUAAGAUAAUACAUUCUUUGCUGAAAACAGAUACAAGGGAGUAGAAUUUUCAUUAGCUACUAUCUGGGAAAUAUGUAGGCCCAGUGGCCUACUUACUGAGAGCAAUAAAAGUCCUUCACUUGUGUGCACAAGAUCUGUCAGUGUGAAAAAUAUACUUGCCUCCUGGUAAGCCUAUGCCAUGCAACAUUUAAAUAAUGACUGCAAGAUGGUAAUGUUAUCAUGCAAAGUUUCAACCUGAACACUACUGACCAGGCAAAAUUCUUUUUUUUUUUAUAUAUAAAAAGAGUGGAAUAUACUGCAUGCAGAUUUUAAUGUGAAUAGCAUUGUUCUUUGAAAAAGACAGAGUUCCCAGUUUGUUUUUUUACAUGGUGUUGCUGCUCAAAGCUCGGCUCCCGAGCUCAAAUGUGCUGGCUACUGGGCAGCACUCAUCAACCAUGAUAGCUAGUUUGUGGUCCCAGUGGUGCGACUUAUCACCUGUUUGUCUUGCUUGUUGUUCAUGAUGUUUCUUUGUUGCUCUGCGUAUAUGUGUGCUUUUAUUUUUCACACUCAUGUACUUCACGAAGAAUUCAUGGUUUACACCAGCAUGGAGUCGUUGUGGUUGUCACCUUUUCACAUAAGCAUCUUGUAGAUAGAACUGUUAUGUUGUGUGGGUGCUCUAUUGAGGCCCUGUCUUGGAGCUUUCCACUUGUUAAUUAUGUGGUAUCAACACCCCAUGCUUUUCUGUUAUUUUCUGUCAUAGUAGAUUUUACAGUAAUAUUCUUGUUCGACACUGCCCUGUAGAAGUCCAUCUGAUUGUGCCAGCACUCAUGCACAGAAGAGCAUUAAUGUGGUGCUCAGCGGCAGCCGAGUCUGGCUCAAGUGAUAAGUUAGCCAAG